Molecule: messenger RNA, 2841 nt
Organism: Acanthochromis polyacanthus (spiny chromis)
Lineage: Eukaryota; Metazoa; Chordata; Actinopteri; Pomacentridae
Product: Monoacylglycerol lipase ABHD12-like
Exons: 13
Coding region: 100-1158 (352 amino acids)
Biological process (GO): phosphatidylserine catabolic process; monoacylglycerol catabolic process
Cellular component (GO): endoplasmic reticulum membrane
Molecular function (GO): monoacylglycerol lipase activity; phosphatidylcholine lysophospholipase A1 activity
Source: RefSeq, a predicted model, not a curated record
GCACUUUGAUCAGACUUAGUCAAAGGUGCAGUUGAACUACGGGAAGGUUACAUUCACACAUUACAUUAUAUUUCUGUUAGAUACCACAGACGGUAAAGGAUGAAGAGAAGAGGCGGUAAACAGGACAAUAGAUCCUCAGCCAUCGGAAAGGGGUCCAACAGACCCCAGAGGAAGAAGGCGGAACCGUCUCGCUGGGGGCUAAAAAGGGGCUUAUUGGUCCUCUUUGUUGUCUUCAUUUUGGUGCCUGUCUCCUACAUGAUGCUCCCAGAAUUAAUCCAGCACUUUGUUUACACUCACCGGGUCAGAGUGCCGUUCUUUGUUGACCUCAGCCGACCUGCUGAUCUCUCCCUUAAUCACACCAUCAACAUGUAUUUAACAUCAGAGGAGGGAAUUUCCCUCGGUGUAUGGUACACUGUCCCUGAAAGUCGGUGGAAAGAGGCACAAGGGAAGGACUUAGCAUGGUAUGAGAGCUCUUUAAGCGAUGGAAGUCCAGUUUUCAUAUAUCUUCAUGGGAACACAGGCACAAGGGCAGCCACUCAUCGGGUGGGAGUGGCAAAAGUACUGAGUGCGCUUGGAUAUCACGUGCUGGUGCCUGACUACAGAGGUUUUGGAGACUCCACCGGGGAGCCGACUGAAGCCGGUAUGACCACUGAUGCCCUGUGUGUGUACAACUGGGUGAAAGCGCGCAGUGGAAGCAGCCUCGUCGUCCUCUGGGGACACUCUAUUGGCACUGGAGUGUCCACCAACACUGCAGUCAAACUGGUUCAGCAAGGUGUGGUUUUGGAUGGUGUGAUCUUGGAAGGUACAUUCAAUAGUGCUCGACAGAAGAUUCCAUUUCAUCCUUUUACUUGGUAUUACUGGAAGUUCCCAGGCGUUGGAUACCUUUACAAAGCGCCAUGGGCAGAAAAUAAAGUUGUCUUUCCUUCUGAAGAGAAUUUGAAGAAAAUGAAAAGCCCAAUACUUUUCCUUCAUUCAGAGGACGAUCACUUGGUUCCUCUUCCGGUUGUUCAGCAGAUGCAUGAGGUUGCAGCAAGUGCCCAGACUACAGAGCGAGUGAAGCUGGUGACAUUUGAGGGUUCUCUGGGAUAUCUACACAACGGCUUAUACAGAGACCCCCGCCUGCCCGACAUCAUAAAGAGGUUUGUGCUGUCGCUGUGAUGCCCAAAAGACGACUGAAGCAGAAAUCUGGAAACCAGCUGCGCUUAUUUCAUUUAAUCUCAAUUAAUUGAUGCUCUUUGUGUACUGUCUGUGUUGUACAAAUAUAUCAUUUAUUUUAUGAAUCCAGAAAAUGUAAUUUUGAAUGUGUUGAAUGUUUGUUAUUUUAGAAAGAACCACUCAGGAUUUGAUUGAUUGCAAAGUGUGUUUUUCAGUGAAUGACAAUUGUUUAAGAUUUUUAUCAUUGUUAUUAAAAACUUGAAGUGUAAUGAGGAUAUGACAGUAGGUGCCCUCUUCUGAUCUAUGGUGCUAAUGCUCAUCUACUGUUUAAUACCACAUAAUCAUACUGUUAUUCCAAGGCUUCAGAUGUUUAGGUGACAGUGAUAUUUCAGAAUAACUCAAGGAGAGUAGUUUUCUCUCUUAUCAGAAGUGCAGUUGUUUUCGAAUCUGAAAUAAUGUUGCUUUCACCACUGAAUUUCAUACUGUUUGCACAUCACUGUAAACAUUGCAUCCUUUGUCAAUGAGUAGCUUGCCAUGUGUCUGCCUUUUUGCCUCAGAAACUCUUUUUUAACAUUUUCACUUAAUUGGAAAUUUUUAAAAACUUGUAACCUUGCAGAAUUCAUCAAACACCACUCUACUUCUAUUAAAUUCAGAAUAAAGCAGUCACGAAUGAAAGUUGACUUAAAGAAUCUCUUUAAACACUGAGAUUCUUCACUGAGUCAGAAAUUUAAAGAACAUGUAUGAGAGCAUGUAGCAGCCACAGAGUAGUCACAUUAUUUACAAUUAAAACUUUUGUAUUUCAAAAUAUGUUUGUGCAGAACAUCUAAAGGAUGUGUUUUCAUUUAACGGUAAAACAAAAUCAGCUCACGUGGGCUCUAACUUCAGGGACACUAAUCAUGUUGACUUAGUGUCCUACAUGCUUCAGCAGAAGGGAACUAGACUUGUUUUUGGAUCUUUAAGACAUUUCACCUCUCAUCCAAGGGUCUUCGUCACUAAGAGAUAUAGCAGAAUAUAUCCUCACCUGUCAUAGAGUGCAGUCAUGACAACCCUACCGAGGCGGUUUGGCCACCAUUCACACCUUUAGUCAUGUAAGUUGGAGGUGAUAAUGAAUACCUGGAGCUUGCCACCAACUGGGUAGAACUGAGGAAGCCGCUUGAAUGAGAGACGAAAAAUCCUUAAGAACCAAAGAAGUUCUUUUGUUUGAACCACUUGGAACUACCAUGACCUGGAUGAAUCCCUACAAAUGUAUUAAUGUGAUCUAAGCCUCCUCUGUAAAUCCUAAUGCUGUAGCCUAUUGUGUCUCAACAGGUAGAAAAUCAGUGUAGCUGAGGAGAUGAAACUUUUAACUUUGUAUUGCAGACUGAUAUGCAUUUACAUUUAUGAAGAGUAUUCUGGUGUCACAAGUAUCAUAACCUCUCAUUCACAGUUGUUGAUUUUAAAUGACAGUAUUUGAAGCACAGAGGCAGGUGUGCAGUCAAGGAAAUUAAUCUGUCUCCUUUUGAAUACAGGGUUUGUUUUGUUGCAAUUCUUUUGCCUUUAGUAAAAGUGUGAAAUGUUGACUCAUGAUAUUUGAGUGUUGUGACUGUAAUAAGAGAACAUAAAUACUUGAGAUUUUAUAGAUUUCUUGCAAUCAGAGAGAUGUAUUCUUUGUCGUCUAUGCUUAAUAAAUUGACUUUAAAAUCCAAA